Molecule: messenger RNA, 2832 nt
Organism: Penaeus monodon (black tiger shrimp)
Lineage: Eukaryota; Metazoa; Arthropoda; Malacostraca; Decapoda; Penaeidae
Product: cytospin-A-like
Biological process (GO): actin cytoskeleton organization
Cellular component (GO): filamentous actin; microtubule organizing center
Molecular function (GO): protein binding
Source: RefSeq, a predicted model, not a curated record
AUGUCUACAAAUGGUAAUCCUGGCAAUAUUCAUGUGGGACUUACAGCGGCCUCUAGGGGAAUAGUCUGGGGAGAUGAAAACAGUUCCAGGUCAUGUAUUAAGGGAGGAGUGGGUUGGGCAGAAAUAGGUUUGCCAGUGAGGUCUACCAGUGUAGAAAGUGCAUGGGCUUGGGACUCAGAUGUAACUGACAAGAUAAAGUUUAGUGUUACAACACAUUCCAGGAGGUCAUAUGAAGAAAAGAAUCUCCAAGGAGUCUUUUCGCAGACUAGUCUCAAUGUCCCCAAGGAAGAGAAAAGUCUUAGGCCAGCAGGCUGCAAACAUUUGUCAGCCAUGUACAGAAUGUGUAAUGGUGGUGAAGGACCCUCCUCAUGUGCGGACCGAGGAGAAUGGGACAAACAAUCAACCUCCAGUGUGUCAGAAAUGUCAGUGGCUUGUCUACAGGAUCGAAUCCAGCAGAUGGAGGAGACGCAUUAUUGCACAAAUGAGGAACUCCAGGCCACGCUGCAAGAACUUGAUGAUCUUCGAGAGCAGUUGUCAGAAUGUCAGAUUGAGGUGCAACAGUUGCAAGAAGAGAAACAGGUAAUACUGGAGUCCUUGACACAGCAAACAGAGAAGUUGAAUGAAUCACGCAGUCAUAAUGAUACCUUGAAGCAGAUGCUGAUCCAGCACUCUGAAAACAGUCAAGACUUAUCACAGUGUGAGAAGACACAGAGACUUAUGGAGCUUCUGAAGUGCUCAGAGGACAGAGAGUUACUGCAGAUAAAGCAGGAGGAGCUAGAGCAGCAGAUUGCCACCACCAAGGAGGCUGAAGAACGUUUCCACCAUAAUUCACAACUCAUCAGAGACAGAAUGAAGGUGCUGGAAUCAAUGGUAGAGACAGCCAACAAUGAGAAAAAGGCAGUUGAGACGCAGUUAGCAGAGUCUCAAGAGGCUGCCAAAGAAAAGAUAACAGAACUGGAGGCAGCAGUAAUCUCAGGGGAGAAGAGUGAAUUGGCAGACCUACUAGAAAGAGUGAGGCAAGAGAAGGACUUGCUGGAAAAGGAGAAUGCAGCUCUCCAGCAAAAGGCGAGUGCCAUGGCUUGUGAGAAUGAGAGACUCAAGGACCAGAUAUCCAGUCUUCAGGAUGAGCUCAUGGUUGCUCGUAAUAAUGCACGAACACAGCUUGAAGACGCAGGCUGGCGGAAGGCACAGCUGGAGGAGGAGCGUCAUCACUUGGAGGAAGAGACAGAGGUGCUAAGAGCCACCAUGGAAGACCUCAAGCUGACAUGCCAGCACCACCUGGAGGAUAAGAGAGAUCUCAAAGCCAGCCUUUCUGAAUCGCAGAAGAAACUCCAUGAAGCCUUAGAGAAACUGAAUGAGAAGGAGCGUUGCUUCAGUGAGGAAAGAGCACAGUUCAGCAAACAGGUGGAGGAAUGGGAGCAGUUUCAGAGUGACCUUUUGAUGACAGUGCGAGUAGCUAAUGACUUCAAGACGGAAGCACAGCAUGAUCUGGAACGCCUAACACAAGAAAACACUGUUUGCGAGACAGGCUCAAAACAACUUGGCCAAGACUUGGAAAAGGCAAAGGUAGUAGCAGCAGCGAACGCAGAACCUAUCCGGAACUUGCCUACACCCUUGCCUAAUGGAGAACCAUCCAUCCUGGCUGAUCGUCGCAACCCAGACCUCUGGCACGAGGGAUUCCCGUGUCAAGUCACUGAUAGUUAUCAGCACCAGGGUGCAUUAGCACACACCACUGGAGCACAGGACCAGGCUCCCAAGGAACAGAUAAAAUUUGCCUCUUAUAAAAAAUCCAUUGAGUGUGCAACUCGACAGACCCGUGCAGGAUCUCGAAGUUCUUCUACAUCUAGUUGUGCAGCUCAAGUAGUGAAAGCAACAACAAUAAUAACAAUAACAACAAGACUCCAGGACCCCUUCUCAAGAGAGCUGAUACAGAGGGUGUCAUCCGUGGUAGUUCCACCUUCACCACUUAAAGAUGCUGGUAACACACUUGGCACAUCAACAUUGUCAACUCCCUUGAGAGCCAUUCAGCGCAAUUCCUUCACUGAAGGAGUAACCCAGUCACCAUUCUUACAAAGCAACUUCACCAAGCCCUCCACUGGCUCAUCAAAUCUCUCAGAUAAUGUCAAAAUCAACAAGCUUGACCACUCUGUAAGACGUAACAGCUAUGGUCAGAUAAGUGCUGUCGUAGACAAGAAGGAUCCUUUGGCUUCUUUGGCUCAAGGUGGCGGGUCCAAGAGGAAUGCGUUGCUCAAGUGGUGUCAGAACAAGACCAUAGGUUACAGCAGUGACAUUACAAACUUCAGCUCCAGUUGGAAUGAUGGUCUUGCUCUCUGUGCUUUGAUGGACACCUACAUCCCAGACAAAAUAUGUUACAAAAGUCUCUCUCCAUCGAAUAAGAGGCAGAAUUUUGAAGUAGCAAUAUCUGCUGCAGAAAGUGUUGCGUGCCGAAUACCCUCGAUAACUUUAAAACAGUUUUGCAGUUUGUGCGGCCAGUCACAUCACACGUUACAACUCCUGACAAACCAAUCAAAUAAUUUUCUAUACGAGACUUUCGACCACUCAAAGGAUUCCUUUCACCCGCAAAGCAACCAAUCAGACAAGACCUCUUAUCCCAGCGCUAGAGAAUCAGCCAAUCGCAUGAGGAAGGCUUUGUUAAUAGUGUGUAUAGAAGCAAAGGUAACCUUCUUCGACUUCGAAUUUUUUUCAAAAGUUGGCGUGUCAGUCUGUAGACUUUCAAAGAUGGCAUGGGCUAACCGAAUCACAUCAAGGUUGGCAGCAGGAGAAUGUGAUGGAAAGGAGCAUCAGAUUCUCAUCACACGAGAACAAAUCUGA